Messenger RNA from Coccidioides immitis RS, 839 nucleotides. RefSeq lists its product as uncharacterized. Gene Ontology annotation, cellular component: endoplasmic reticulum. Bases 50 to 634 code for a protein of 194 amino acids. NCBI's taxonomy places the organism in Eukaryota, Fungi, Ascomycota, Eurotiomycetes, Onygenales, Onygenaceae. The transcript has 5 exons. Gene Ontology annotation, biological process: sphingoid catabolic process. The record is from RefSeq and is a predicted model, not a curated record.
AUCAUAUUUAUACUCCAUAUUGUGAGAGACAGCCCAAAUCUCAGUCAUAAUGCUCUUGAACCUUGAAAAGCAAUUCAGAUUUUAUGGCUCAUAUCACCAUAACCCUGUCAAUGUUGUAAUUCACAUUAUUUGUGUUCCCGUCAUAAUGCUUUGUAUGCUGCUCCUGGGGACUCUUGCACAGCCUUUGUUCCCUGUCCCAGAAGCUGUCGCUAUUGAGAGUUUCCCCCCAAACCUUGCCACUGUUGCCGGUGUUGUUUAUACCAUUUUAUACAUCCUGAUGGAGCCGGUAGCCGGUGCUCUUCUUGCGCCGCUCCUCCUGGCGGGUACUGCAUUCGUAAACCAUCUCAGCAGCACCCACGGGAAUACAGCGAUUUAUUGGUCUCUCGCCGUUCAGGCCGUAGCAUGGAUUGCCCAAUUCGUAGGGCACGGAGUCUUUGAAGGGCGCGCCCCAGCUUUACUUGACAAUCUCGUUCAAGCGUUCUUCCUUGCUCCAUUCUUUGUCUGGCUUGAGGUCCUCUUUUCUCUUGGGUAUCGCCCGGCAUUGAAAGCCCGUAUUGAUAAAGCAGUGGAAGUGGAAGUGGCUAGGUUUAACAUAUCGAAAAAAGGACUUUCUCCCAAGGCGCCGCAAAAAUAACUAUUUGUAUCGGCAACUACUCACAUUUGACACCUCCCAAGCGUUCGGGUUAGCAUGCGACGUGGAACGCUUGCUGAGUAUUAUGUUCCACAUACUCCGUAUUGAGUAUUCAAAUUAAACCAUGCCGCCUUUGCGUCAUUUUACAUUCUUUGACAGCUAUCGUGGUUACUGCUCUCCCUCAAAAAGGAUUCUUCGCUCGAUCAUC